CCAUGACCACUCUCAGGCUUCUCUCUGCUUGUAGCAUUUGUUUCCUCAGUAUCGCCAAAUUUUUAUAGCACAUUAAUUUUGAUCUUUCCCAAAUAGUUGGUAGCCAUGUACUUAACACACAGGCUGCAUUCCGAUAUUCAUUGCCAGUACUGAAAAUAUAUAGUUCAAGUCACGUAUAUUAUAGAUUUUCAAUGCUUGCAAUGAAUAUCGGAAUGCAGUCACAAACUCAGCAACUCAGCUUUUGAGUUGUGUAUCUUGUGUAGUAUUGUAUCGUGUUGGGAAGCAUUGUGUUGGGCACUGUGUCAUUUUGCCUAUCUCUUGCUGAAAAGCUCCUUAUAAAAUGAAAUUUUGAAAUAUUUUGAAAUUAUCAUCAAUAUGAAUGUAUGUAAUAUUGUUUAUCAUCUCAAUACAUUCAGUUUAAUUAUUGCAAGCAAUUCACGUUAAUAAGGAUAAGAAUAAUAAGAAUAAGGAGGCAUGUGACAAUUAUUUUGAAAUAUUGAUAUAUAAAGUGCAAAUAUUUACGUUUGGUAAUCAUAACUUUCUGAUGUAUCAACAUAUUAUGCCAAAGAUUAUACUUGAAAUAGUAUAUAUUUGCAAAAAAUCUUUGCAAUAUUAAUAUACCAAAUCUAUAUAGAGAGCACUUUUACAAUGUCGAAUUCUAAGAAAAGUUCAGAUUGUAAUCAGAAAAAAGUUACAGUGCUCGAAGAGCCACAAACAAACAUAAAGAAAAAGGAAGAUACAUCAACACGACCUAAGUGCGAAUUGGAUUCAAAUGGUUGUUUAAAUCUCCAAAAUAUUCUGCUGAUGUUUGAUAGUCCUGUAAGUCAAGAACGAGCAUGGGCGUUGUGUUAUCAAAUAGCUAAUAGUUUAUCAUGUUCAACGGAAAACAUGUUUUAUGAAAUAUCAGAACUUUCACAAAUUAUACUUCAUAAGAAUGGAGAUAUCUGGUUUGAAAACCUGGCAGGGUCUAAGCAACUUGUUUCCGAAGAAAAGGCGGUGUUCUCAUUAGGCAUGGCAAUAUUUAAGGCCUUAGACUUUGGUUCUAAUGCUGGAGAGGAAAUAGCCUUAUUACCAGACUUAGAAGCUCUCAUUACUUUGAUGACAAACUGUAAUCGAACCUAUGAAGGUAUUGAAGAACGUCUACAAGAAACUGAUGAUGAAGGCAUUGAGCGAGACUCUGGUGAUACUGAUGCAGAGGAUUAUAUGAUAUCAAGGGCUACUGAAUCAUAUACAGAUAAUUCUAAAUGUACUUUGAAAACUGUUCUUCAAAUAUGUGCAAGACACAUACAAAAUUCACAUGAAGAUGUUGAUAAUUAUUACCGGAAUGUGAUACAAACAUUUAUAGAGGAAGCUCUUAAUCUUUCUCAAUUUCUAGAGAAAAUAGUUGUUGACAAACAAGAUUUGAUUAGUCCAUGUAAUAUUGAUCGUAGUUCGACUUCACUGCAAAAUAUUGACACAUUAGAUUUCAAUGAUUGGACGGACAUUAGAAUUUGGAGGGCUAUACAAGCUAGAUUUUGGGUUCAAGUUAUUAGCGAACUGAGACGAGGAGUCAAAUUGAAAAAAGUAGAAGCUAACAUGAGCUCUCGUACAUUAUCGCGCGAACAAGGAAGUCUUCCAGACUAUAAGUUAACACCAUAUGAGAGUUUAAUGAAUGACAUUAGAGAAAGACGAUAUCAUCUCAGAAAAACACCACCUACGCCAUCAAGGAAGGACGCUCAUGCUAUCAUUCUUGAAUUUAUUCGGAGUCGACCACCUUUGAAAAAGGCUUCAGAGAGACGACUACGACCAUUACAGAAGGAAAGUACCUUAAGAGAAUUACUCAUGGAAAGCAUAAAGAAGCCUCCAAAACCUUUAAGAUCUUCUGGUUGGAAACAAAAUGCUUCCAAGAUUGAAGAAAUGUCAAUUUGCGACAUAAGCGGCGAAUCUCGCAUGAUAGUCCUUGGAGAGGUACCACCGUCGCAGCCAGAGCAAGAGCAAGAGUCUGCACAGGAUGUUGCGGCUCAAUGGUUGCAAUCGGAGGAUCAAAAGACAUUGGUAUCUGAUGGCAGCAUUCUGGCGGUAGCGAAUCGUAGGAGGCAGAAUGUACCACCGGUGCCACAGCCACGGCAAAGGGUUGCCAAGGAGAGACCUGAUAUCAGGGUCUUACCUUCCAAUAGGAAUCGUAAGUCGCGUAGAAGACGCAUUACGGUCGCAGAUAUAACGCAAAAUGGAGAGAAUAUCAAUGAAUAUGAAUCAGCAGUACCAAAACUUUCUGGAAGAAAUUUGGAUGUUACUAGGCGGGCCAAGAAAGUGAUACCUGUCGACUUUGACUUUAAGUUAGAUGCAGAAGAUGAUGAUGAUGACUAUGAUGAUGAUGAUGAUUAUAAUGAAGAAUAUUCUGUGGAGACAAGAUUCGAAGAAGAAGAUGAAAUCUGUAACUAUUGGCAGCUUAAAAAUUACAACUUUAACACUCAAAAAAGUGUAAGAAACGUGCACAAGGAUCAUGAUCAAAGGGAUGAUGAUGAGAUAGGAUCCGCAAAUCCAUGGCGAAAAACUGGCGGACUUCGUUUAACCAGAAACGAGUACCACCGAUUCUGUGAUACUCAAUUAGAAUCUUAUGAUCUAGCAACACAAUGUCCUUCCCGGAGAGCAUCCGCGAGAAGACACGCUGCCGCAAAAUGUACUAUACCACUAACGUCGCUCACAGGAACAACAUCUUUGCCUCAAUCAAGACCACAAAGUCGGCAACACUUUGGCCUCACAGAUUCAAUAUUGAAUCCAAGUCCCAACAUUAGUCUGAAUCCCAGCCCAAGUCACAGUCCACAGCCACGAGUACCAAGACAACCGCGGCGAGCACAUACAAUUGCACAUGAGACUAAGAAUGACAAAACUCAUGACAAUGAUUUUGAAGAUGACAUCGAUAAGAAAGCGACGUUAGGAGAUAUGCUAUUAGAUGAAAGGCUGUCUUUAACGUUGGACGAGAUUGUGCAUAUUCGUAGUGUACUUACGAAAGCCGAAUUAGAAUCUCUUCCCGUGGAAGGACGUGUAAAAGAAGAUGUAGAGAAAAGACGCGUCUGUUUCUUAUGUCUGAAAACACGCUUUGGUCUGCUGGGCCCUUGGGGACAACGUUGUCGUUUAUGCAAAAGAACCGUUUGUGUAAAAUGUUACUCAAAAAUGCGAAUACCAACAGAGCAAUUUGCCCGAGUGCCGGUUGUGCUGCUCUCUCCAGGACUGUUACUUUCGCCCACGGAAACAGAAAGCGAUAGCAGCAAGAAUUCUUGGUUAAGGAAUGCAGGAACUGUCGGUUCUGCACCAGCUUCUCCUGCAUCUAGACGAAAAGAUUCUGCAUUGCGUAGCGGUACACCUGCUUCGACGCCAACGAUGACACCUAUUUCUGCACUGACACCUACAUCGACGCCACCUUCUCACGCGCGUCGAGAAAUGGAAGGUCAAGAAUUAGAUAAAAGAUGUUACAAAGGUAGUGGCAGUCCUGCUGCGCUCUCAACUACGAAGACAUUCUCUACCUCGAGUGGACCGAGUGCGGAACAGCAUAUGGCUGCGGAACGAUUGCGCGGCGUUGCAGUUGUUGUCUGUCACGAUUGUCGCAUCAUGGUUAUCCAAAUAAUUAAGAGCUCAAGAACAACGCGUGCAACGAUACGCAAUAACGUCAUUUCUCGUCUCACCUUGAACCUUUCCCCUGCCUAUAUUUAAUUUUCACUACCCUUUAAAAAAAUUUUUGUUAUCGAUGUUUAUCAUUUUUUCUAUCAUUUUGUCACAUAUUCGAAUUUUAUGUUUUUAUGAAUUCUUAUAUAAUGAAAACAAUUUGAUAACAUACAUUCAGUACGACUUAAAUCAAAAGAAAGUAUAUGUCGUUUGCGUAGAUAGUAAAAUUGAACAUUUGUUUUCUCGUGAUAUGAGUUGCUAUAUUGAUUUUUGUUACAAGAUAGUAUGACAUAAGAAGAAUUCCUUGUAUUUAUACACGGUAUCCGCUAUCAUAUUACCUUUCGUGGGCAAGUAGAGCUGAUAAAAUUGAGUAGAAAAGUCUUUUACUAUUUUAUAAUUUUCGCGAUAAUUAUCGAGUUAUUAGUUUUUAAAAAUCAUGAUAUUAGCCCGACCCACCAGCAAAUGCAAGCGCGCGCUAAGAUACUCCCGCCCGGCAAUUAUCGUUGCUAAUUAUUUUCUUCAAGUGGCAAUAGCUACGCACCAGCGGCGCGGUCGCGUGGUACCGCGGUCGCUAUUGCCGCUUGAAGGAAACAAUUAAUCACGCACCGAAUAACGAUGAUCAUCGGGCGGGAAUAUCUUAUCGCGCGCUUGCAUUUACUGGUGGGCCGGGCUAAUACGGUGAUUUUUGAGAAUUAAUAACAUGAUCGCGGAAAUUGCAAAAUGACAGAGGACUUUUCUACUCAGUUUUACCAGCUCUACCUAUCCAGAGAGGUGAUACGACCGGUGAUACCGGAUAUCCUGUAUCAAUUUCUCUAUAUUUAUAGGAAUGAUAAUCUCAAUGAAAUAUGUUAAUAUUCUUUAGUCAUACUUUCUCCGUUAAAGCAUUUAUGAACAAUUUUUGAGUAAAAGAGUUUUUCUUUUUAUCCGAAUAAUGGAUAUUUUAGAUUAUAAAGAAGAAGAGGAAGAAGGGAAAAAAAGAAAAAACGAUUGAUGUAUAGAUGAUUCUAUAAAAUGUCAUUAGAAAUCUUUCUUCAUAAAACGAGUUCGGACGUAUGUUAUAAUGGCUAUUUCAGCUCGAUUAAAUACUUCGGUAUAAUCUAA
Pogonomyrmex barbatus (red harvester ant) is the source of this 4743-nucleotide messenger RNA. It is a transcript of the gene spir, whose product is annotated as spire type actin nucleation factor. Lineage: Eukaryota; Metazoa; Arthropoda; Insecta; Hymenoptera; Formicidae. Gene Ontology annotation, cellular component: cytoplasmic vesicle membrane; cell cortex. Gene Ontology annotation, molecular function: actin binding; microtubule binding. The record is from RefSeq and is a predicted model, not a curated record. Gene Ontology annotation, biological process: actin filament polymerization; actin nucleation; establishment of meiotic spindle localization.